CCCUCCUCUCUGAAGCGGAACCAUCAUCUCCACGAGACGCAGUCGGCGAUGGGAGGACUGGCCGCGUGCGGCGGGCCCCGCUCCAUUUCCCUCUAAUUCACGCCGUCGCACUUGGCUUUUAAAUCCCGGCGAAAAAUGGCGACGGGGGCAGGCUGGCAGCCUCCGUACAGCACCUCGACGAGCACCAGCAAAUACGCCCCCUCUCCAACGGCGUCCAACAUGUUUUACGACGGGAGCUUGACGCUGGAAUACACUCCGGACCUGCACCUGAAGAUGAGCAAGAAGAUCGCGCAGCUGACAAAGGUAAUUUAUGCUCUCAACACCAAGAACGAUGAGCACGAGGAGGAAAUCGAGUCUCUGAAAGAAGCCCACGAGGAUGAGGUCCAACACAUAGUGACGGAAACCAGAGACAAGAUCAUGCAGUACAGGAGCAAAAUGGCGGACGAGGCGGACCUGAGGCGGCGGCUGGCCAGUCUGGAGGAAUCUGUCGAACUCCACGACCACAUGAAGAGACAGGCCUUGGCAGAGUUCGAGAUGUACAGACAGAGGAUGGAGGACUCGCAGCUCUGCACAGAGGCCCAGCAUACCCAGAGGGUGGUGUCCAUGAGCAGAGAGGUGGAAGAGAUGCGUCGCGAUUUUGAGGAGAAGCUUCGGGUGUUCAGCCAGGCUCAGGCCCAGUUUGAGGCAGAUAAGCGGCGGGCGCUGGACGAGCUGAGGGCCACCCACCGACACGAGGUGGAGGAGCUCCGCAACAACCAGCAGAACCACAGCGCCACCUCUGCCGAGGACCAGGAGAAACUGGCCGAGCUGCAUAGACAAGAGGUGGAGGCUUUGAUGGAGAGGCUGGAGGAGCUGACGAAGGAUAAGGUCCGUCUGGUGGAGGAGUACGAGGCCAAGCUGGCCAAGGCGCAGGAGUACUAUGAGAGGGAGCUGGAGGCCAUGAGGAGGACCCACCAGCUGACCACUGAGAACCUGCUGGCCUGGAAGAGGACGGAGGUGGAGCUGCGGAAGGAGUUCCAGGCUCAGGAGGCGGCGCUGCAGCGUUCGCUGUCCAAGCUGAGGAGCGAGCUUCAGAAAGCUCAGGAGGAGGCCCGGGAGAACCGCGACAAAACCAACAGGCUGCAGACGUCGCUGGCCAACGCAGAGGGAACCAUCAAGAACCUGCACAAGCAGCUGGAGGAAGCCAUCCAGGACGGAGAGAUCUGGGUGAUGCAGCUGAAGGACACCGAGUAUGAACUGGAGAGCAGCAGGGAGCGCGUUCAGCAGCAGGCUACAGAAAUCCUCCACAAAGCCAGUCAGAUCGGCUCCUUGCAGGCCACCCAGAUGGCCCACGAGGCAACCAUCAGGAACCUGGACCAGGAGCAGAGUCGUCUCAAGGAGAAGAUCGGCCGGCUGGAGGAGGAGCGGGAGGCCCUGCUCAACCAGAGCCAGGCCGCCGGCGAGCAGCACAAACAGCAGGUGGUGAAACUGGAGCAGUCUCUACGGGAGGAGCACCAGGGCUACGAGAAGGAGCUGUCCAGGCUGAGAGCUCACUACGAGGAGGAGACGCUGCGCUUUAAGGAGGCCCAGGUCAGAGCGCUGGAGGAGCUGGAGGAGAAGCACAGGGCCAUGAGGGAGGAGGCCCAGCAGGAGAAGGAGGAUGAGAAGAAGCUCCUCGUCACGAAAAUGAGUCAGGAGUUCGAGAUCAAGCGUCUGUCUUUAGAGGAGCAGAGAGAUCGUCUUCAGCAGCAGCUGGACAACUUGAAGGAGGAGCUUGCGGCCAAAGUCAACAUGGCCAAUCAGGAGGUCUCCCACCUGCAGGAGCUGGUGAGGGAGGGGGAGCAGAACCUGAGCUCAGCUCAGACGCAGAUAAGCUGUCUGAAGGAAACCCAGGAGAAGCUGCGGAUAGAGCUGGACGCCACCAGAGGCCGAGUGAGGGAGACCAGCAACCUGCUCACUGACCUACAGGAGGAGAUCGAGACCCAGAAGCAGCAGCAUGAUGCCAGAGUGAUGGCCAUCCGGACGGAGGAGAAACAGAAGAUGGACAAGAUGGCAGAUGACUUGGAUCAGAAGUGGAGAGACGCACUGCGGGAGGAAGUGCGUUUGCUGAAGGAGGAGCUGAGCGAGGAGUGUGAAGCCGACAAGCAGGCAGCUCUCACUCAGCUUUCCCAGCAGAAGGAGCUGGAGCUGAUGGCCUCAAGAGAAGGCUGGCAGAGGAAAGUGGAAGACCUGCUGGAACAGAUAUCGCUCCUGAAGCAGUCCCUGGAGCUGCAGUUGUCUCAGUCUCAGUCUGCUCUCCAGCAGCUGCAGUCUCAGUUCAACCAGGAGAGGGAGCUGCUGAGCCAGCAGCUUAAAGAGAUGCAGAGGGAACACCAGAGGAGAGAGCAUCGAUUACAGGAGGCUCACUGCUGCGCCCUCAGCACCAUGGAGGAGGCCAGACAGCACCAGAUCAGAGCCCUGGAGGAGCGUCUGAAGCAGGAGCACAGGGAGGAGGUCCAUGCUCUGAAGGAGGCCCACAGGAGGACCUUGGACAUCCUCAGGCAGCAGUCAGACCAGGAGCUGCAGACGCUCCGAUUUGAGCUGGAGGACGAGGGGAAAGCAAAAAUGGCGUCUCUCCGGGCAGAGCUGAACCACCUCCACGCUACGGCCAUCGAGCAUUUGAAGCAGAUCCACCUCAAAGAAAACAGCGCAGCUAAAAGGGAACUGGAGAAGGCGAUGGAGCACAGCCACCAGCAGGAACAAGAACUCCUGGUUCGCAUCUCCGACCUUCAAGCGGACUUGUGUUCCCGCGGCAACCGCAUCACCGACCUGGACCACGAAAUCCACUCUCUGAACGAGACCAUCGACACGCUGACCAGAGAGCUGGAGCUGAAGGGCAAAGAGGUGCUGCGAGUCCGCAGCGAAGCCAACCACCAGAUAAGGGCUCAUGAGCAAGACCUCAUAAAGAGGCACGAGAGGGACCUGGACGAGAUGAAAGUAGUUCACCACAGAGAAGUGCAGAUCAUGCUGGCCGACUUCAACAAGGCCCAGGAGGUGCUCAAAGACAAGAUUUCCGCUCUGCAGAUCCUGUUGGAGGGUACGGAGGAGAAGUUGAGGAACAGAGAAAGCCGACCAGAAGAUCUCCACCUCAUAGCAGAGCUCAGAGAGAUGGUGACUGAAAGAGAAGCUCUGGUCAAAAAGCUGGUCGAUGACAAGAAGUUCUACCAGCUGGAGCUGGUGAACAGAGAGACGGGCUUCAACAAGGUCUUCAAUUCCAGUGCCAACGUUGGUGUCAUCAACCCUCUUAUCAAGUCAAAAACAGGCAGCCAAUCAGAUCAGCGCCUCACCAGCUUUCCUAGCCAUUCUGCUCUCCGAUUCGUCAGCCCUCCCACCAUGAGCCACGAAGGCCAGGAAGAGGGGGGGCGGGAGGCGGAGGAGGUAGGACCGGGAGGCCGCUAUGCGCUUCCUCACUCCCCCCUCCAGAGGUCCCUCCCAAGGUUUAAGAAAGCCCUGCCACUGUUCAGCCCUCUUCCUCCUCCUCCUUCUUCUUCUACUCCUCUACCUCAGCAUCCUCCUCCUCCUCAUCCCCCACACCAUCCCAUGCCGAGCCUCGCUCCUCCUCAUGCUUCUCAGGAUCCUCUCGUGCAGCAUCAGGGCCUGCAGCGCUGUGGGAGCCUUCCUGAAGCCGGCGCUCCCACACCAUCAGACUCGAGGGGGAUCGAGGCUGAAAAAGGCAAGGAAUAUGUUCCAAAAGAGGAAGACUUGUACUCCCUGUACUUCUCUUUCUGACUGGCAAAAAAUACCCCAGUUCUGUCAAAAAAAAUAAAAAUUGGUAAAGUAAUGGGACAGAGAGCUAAAGUUUGACGGCGAUCUAACGGCACGAUUCGAGUCAUUUGAUGGACUGAGAUAUCAGACAUCCAGGCGUCAUCGCAGCAUUUCAGGCUUCCAGUGUGACUUCUGUCUUAGGGCUUCCAUACAUGAAGGGAUGAGGAGGGGCUAACCAGGCUUCAUCGUUACCAAAAGUUCAUGCUAGCUUUUGGAAUCGUGAUGCAAAACUUGAUUUAACAAUAAGGUCUGAUCAGUGACAGUUGAAACCAGAUAUUUACAUGCACUUUAUAUAAAAAAUACUAUAUAUUUUUUUUCCUUUCUAUCUGACACUGAAUUUAAAUAAACUUUUAGCAGUUUUAGGUCAACUAGGAUUAAUAGAUAUAGGUUUUUUUUUAUUUGCUAAAGGGCAGAUAUAACGAGACUUUUUCUUUAUUUUGUAAAAAUUCAGAGGUUUACAUCCAUUUCUUUAGUAUUUGGUAAAAUCAGCUUUUAAACUGUAUGACUUAGGUCAAAUAUUUUUUGGUAUUUUACUAUAUUCUCAUAGCAGUUUCCUGUAAUUCUGGCCUAUUCAUCCUAACAGAACAGAUGUAAGGAGAUCGGGUUUGUAGGCUGCCAUGCUCUGGCCAAAACCUUUCUAGGGUGGAAAUUUCAGGACAUUUCUGAUGGUCAUCUCAGAGGAUUGGCUUUGCAGUUCUUAAGCCUCUUUUUAUCCAAUUUGCUGGUUUCAUUAGCAUUAUUGACCAUCUAGAAAACCCAUUUUGUGCUCAAGCUUUAACUCCCUGGUGGACAUCUUCAGGUUGUGCACCAGUCUUUGCUGAAGCAGAACAUCUCCACACAUGACGCUGCCACCACCGCACAUCUGGGCUGAGAUAUUGGGAAGAAAGAAUUUUGUGUUUGAGGUUUUACCUUUAUACACGUCAGCAGGCGUCCUUUCACUUAAAUUUGCCCAUCAGAACCUUACAAAGCCACUACUUCGUCAUCUGGGCUUUCCUGGAUGUUUUAAAGCCACAGUAAUCUUGGUGUAUGUAAACUUCUGAAUUUGAGGAAAGGGAGAGAAAGAACGUUUAGAGAGUAGAUGCAGAGGCUUUUUUUUUUCAAUGUCUGAGAUAGAUUUCUGUAAGGAGCAAUUAAAAUAUAGUCCAAUUUCAGCAAUGCUUCUUUCUAAGUUAACAGUUGUUUCAUUUAGAUUCGAGUCAGUUUAAAUCUGAUAAAGCAACGACCUAAGAACUAUUUUUAGUCAACAUUUUAUUUGGUUUGCUUACUGCUGUACUUGGGGUCAUUGUCUUCUUGAAACACCCAUUUUAAGGGCUCUUCCUCUUCGGCUUAAGAUGACGAGGCGUUUCUCGAUUCAUUUAAACUGAUCCAUAUUCCCCAGAAAUGAGCUAAACGGUCUUUUUGAGAUAGAUUCCCAUACCAUAAUGCCUACGCCACCGUGCUUCCCACUGUACUGGGCUUGAAAUCAGUGUUUGGAGGUCAUCCAGCAGACUAAUUGUAGCUUAUAGUCCCAUAAAGAAAGUAAAAAAAAAUCAGCCCACAAAAGGCCUGCAGAGCUUAUUUAAUCAUCCAGGAGCUGAGGACUGAUUUUUGUCUUUACCACUUGCCCGACUACAAUAUUAGAUUUCCAUUUUCCUGAUUUUGUUUUCCAUUUUUUGCUCUCCUUUGUAUGAUUCGCACUUCUUCUGACCAGUGUCUGACACAACCUAUCGUCCUCAACAUGUACAGCAUUUGUUGCCUUCAUCCUUAAACAGCUUUAAGGAUUUUAACCCUUAAACCUCCUCACUGACUGAACCAAGCUCUUUUCAAUCUACGAUUCAACUACACAGAAUCAGCCGCUUUCAUGUCAGAACUGCUGGAUCUGUUGGUUUUCUAUUACUCCACCACACUUACUGGUAAAUUAUUUGCCAUGUAGGUAAAGGAUUUUUAUUUUUUUUUACCAAAACCAGUACGAAUCUGGCUUUUAACGUGAUUUUGAGCUCAACUCAUUAGGAUUUACUAUCUGAAACUAGGCUGCCUUCAUGCUCCUGUGUUUUACUCGUGGACUUGUCGUUCGUCUUGGUUCUGGUUGCGCUUUUUUCGGCCUCUGCAGUAAAAAUGACGACACCAGCAAGGACAACAAAACAAAAGCCUAACUUUAGCUCGCUCUCCCAGUGCUUUGACUGUGUACAUACAGUACGUGUCUGAAACGUCCGAGCUAACCGAGGGGCGCUUGGUUUACAGUUUCUGACGCCACAACAGCCUCAGGAGGAGAAACGCGAAGACGGGCUGAACCAAGCGCCCCUCGUAUUUUUAUUAUUACACUAUUUAUAACGUAUGAAGCUACUGUUUUUCCUGUGGUCUGUUUUUUUUUUUUUACACCACAGCUACCAGAGAUGUAAAGAAGAGGAGUUCUACCUAUUGUACACGGUUGUUUAUUAUUAUUAUUUUUAUUAUUUAAUGCCAAGGAGCGUUUGGUCCAAGUUUAAUGAGAAACUCAACGUCUGGGCCUGAACUCCCCUGCUGCAUGUCUCUGGCUGUGAGGACAGACCACGGAGCAUGUGGAAACAGAAACACUCAUGCUGCUCUCAUUCACCUGAAGACUCAUAUCUUUGCAGUGCACCGUCCAGUUUCUUUACUUUUAAAGGAGCUAUAAGUAAUACUGACACCUUGUGGCUCAAAUCGGUAGGACAGCUUGGCAAUCACAACAAUCUAAUAUGCCGUUUUUAAACGGUGCGUUGCUGAUGUGAAUUUUUUACUCACACAGGACAGGUAUACGAUGUAUUUUGUUCUAUUUCUGAUCCGCCUCUCUUCCUGGCUUCCAUGUCUUUAGGCUGCUGCUCUUUUGCCAAAAUAAAAUACCAAAUGCUCUGUUUUGGGAACCCUGGGAACUCUCAUAUUAUUGGGAACCAGGAAGUAAACACGGCUACACUCUGAACCCAAAGUUAUUCUGCACAGUACCUCUAGGUUUCAAAGGAGAAAACCUUCACUAAGACGUUAUUGAUGGAAAAGACCGAUUGUUUAUGGGGAAUCUUACUUCCAUCCUGGGUGACAAAUGAGAAUGAUUUAGGUUGAUUUUUCAGUAAAUAUCUUACUUAUAGCUCCUUUGGCUCAAAAAGUUUACAUACUAUAGUUAAUGUGCUGGAAUCCAUUCAUAAAUCUGUACAGUUUUCAAAGCUGCAUGCUCAUCUUCAAACCCAAAAGAGGCCCGUUCUGUUCUUGGUAAGCCAGACGUGCGUUUAAGAGUCCAAGGCGUAAACAUACUACACCAGUCUGAUGACCGCUUGUCUUCAUUUACCAAACAUGGAGCGGCUGUAGGCAUUCAAGAAGUGUUUGAACUCCUACGGUUUUAUUAAGGCUUCACGUGUUUUUAUUUGGACACCACCAAAAAGGGGUGCAGAGGCAAUCACAUGAGAAAUUUCUCCCCUUUUUAUCUGCUUUAAAUCCUGUAUUCACGUGUGCUGUUUAAUCCCCGCACAGAAAAAUCUGAAAUUAUAAUCCUGUCAAUUUUGAUUGAACACCCUUCAGAUUUGUUGGCACCCAUACUCUUAAUUAUUUGUACAGCCAUUCCUUAUUCCAUUUUCUCGUACAGUUCACAAGAUUUUUAACUAAAAUCUUUCAAAGGGAAAAUGAUUAAACAAUCUCUGACAUGGUUUUCAGGGAAUUUGGAAAGGAAGCAGGCCCACAGCAUCACUAAUCCUCCCCCAUGCUUGAUUGUGAGGAUGACGUUUGCCACCAGCUAAGACUCUUCUGACCAAAGCACACGUUUCCAGAUGAAGUCAGUUUAGCAAACUUCACGUUUGUGGCGGUCGGAAAGAAUUUUUUUUUCUUAGCGUCACUGUGUGAUAACUCGGUUUGUUAAUGGUGUUUUAGAUAUAUGGAAGUUUAGGAUGGUAGCUACUUUCUUCCAGGUUCGUCCUUCCUAGUAAAGAUGAAUGACCAUUUUUCCCAAUUUGAAGAUUGGGCUCUGUGUAACGCCAUAUUUUUUCCCCAGAGAAAUGUAAAAACAAAAACACAAACAUUCCCCACUCAAUCAAUGCAGCUCAUGAAUUUUCAAUGUUUUUUUUUUUUUUUUAUGAAUUUUUGGUUUUUAUACCAAAACAUUUAUGCCAUUAAAUGCAAAGGGUGCUGCACAUAUUUCCCAGAGCCCAUUUGGUCAAAAAAUUUCAGAGUAAUCUUCUCACUAAAUGUAGAGUUCAACACUUCCUGAAACAACUUAAACAAUAUAACGAUAAGGAUUCAGAAAUCUGUCCUAUUUGUCAUGAAUGAAGCAUCUAGUCUCUGAAGUUGUGCUGAAUGUGCUAAAAUGGUUUAACUGUAAAUACUUCAAUGUAAAAAGGAAGGAAUAACGGCGAGUUCAGGGGAUCUUUCUGGCAUUAAGGUCCAGAUGCACUGAACCCCAGCUGGUUCAUUGCUCCAUGCACACUGUGAAGUUUAGAUUAAUUUAUUAUAUAAAAUAUGGGCAUUUUAUUCUAGAUAUCUGCUCUCUACAGGGCAGAAAUCUUAAAUUUUUUUAAAUUUAAUAUAUUAUCUCACAAUCACAUUCAGUUUUUGUUUAUUAAAUUUUUCCUUUUUAAGAAUUAAAAACAUGUCUCAUGACGGUUAAAGGACCUUUGCAACGUUUGUAAUGCCUUUUCAAACUGUUACAUUUAACGUAUUAAAGAGCAGGCUUUGUUUUAUUUUUUUACUCUGUUAUUUAUUGUUUGAAAUGUCAAAAGAGUUGACAGAAAUGAAAUAAAUACAAUUGUGUUAUUUAAACUGAACAGAAAGUGGUCUAAAGAAGAAGAAAACUCACAGUUACAUCUCUGUCAUGCCCUUUUUGAAGUAAACCUAUUACAGUUAUAACAAUAUUUAUAUUUAUAUCACUUCUGUUGUAUGUUAUGGAACAAUAAAACACUGAUUGUGAGAAAAUAA
This is a messenger RNA of Fundulus heteroclitus (mummichog), 8673 nucleotides long. Its product is annotated as protein FAM184A. The record is from RefSeq and is a predicted model, not a curated record. The transcript has 24 exons. Bases 136 to 3747 code for a protein of 1203 amino acids. NCBI's taxonomy places the organism in Eukaryota, Metazoa, Chordata, Actinopteri, Cyprinodontiformes, Fundulidae.